This is a messenger RNA of Balearica regulorum gibbericeps (East African grey crowned-crane), 865 nucleotides long. It is a transcript of the gene COTL1, whose product is annotated as coactosin like F-actin binding protein 1. Gene Ontology annotation, molecular function: actin filament binding. NCBI's taxonomy places the organism in Eukaryota, Metazoa, Chordata, Aves, Gruiformes, Gruidae. Gene Ontology annotation, biological process: regulation of actin filament polymerization. The record is from RefSeq and is a predicted model, not a curated record. Gene Ontology annotation, cellular component: actin filament; cortical actin cytoskeleton; site of polarized growth.
CCGGCCGCCCCCAUGGCCACCAAAAUCGACAAGGAGGCGUGCAGGGAGGCGUACAACCUCGUCAGGGACGAUGCCACCGAGGUGAACUGGGUGACUUUUAAAUACAAUGGCUCUACAAUCGUCCCCGGAGACCAAGGGGUAGACUAUGAAACCUUUAAAAGGAAGUGCACAGAUGAUGUUCGAUUGUUUGGCUUUGUCCGAUUCACAACCGGCGAUGCCAUGAGCAAGCGAGUCAAGUUUGCCCUCAUCACUUGGAUUGGAGAGGAUGUCAGUGGCCUGCAGAGAGCCAAAACUGGGACCGACAAGACUCUGGUCAAAGAAGUAGUACAGAACUUUGCCAAAGAAUUUGUGAUCAGUGACCACAAAGAGCUGGAUGAGGAUUACAUCAAGAACGAGCUGAAGAAAGCAGGGGGGGCUAAUUAUGAUGCACAGACUGAGUAAAUGCACGAACCUCUUGGCACCAUCACCUGGAUCUCAAAGGGAGGGGAAAGGCACAACAAAUUAACAUAACUGAGAGAUGAGGCAACUGAAAUCCCCAGCUUUCUGUGUGUGCACCUAAGAACUUCCUUUCUUUGCAUACAGCGGACUUCUAUUUUCCAUUCCAUCUCAUGAAACAGCCCUCUCUGGGGUUCUGAUUUUUUUUUCUUCCCCACUUUUUUUACUCAUAACUCUGUCUGUGUUCUUGCAUCUGAGGAAUUUAGGUUUGACUCUGCUUUGGUCCUAUUCAGCAUUGUGUUCAUAGAGGCUUGCCAUUGUGUCCUUCGUAUGCAUGCAUGUCUGUGUGUUUUAGUUGGGCUCAACCUGGUUUCUGAGGGGAGAGAGUUUUGGAGGAGUUCUGAACAUCCAUUAUUUUAGUCUUUUUUUU